Messenger RNA from Cladophialophora bantiana CBS 173.52, 588 nucleotides. RefSeq lists its product as uncharacterized. Lineage: Eukaryota; Fungi; Ascomycota; Eurotiomycetes; Chaetothyriales; Herpotrichiellaceae. The transcript has a single exon. Bases 1 to 588 code for a protein of 195 amino acids. The record is from RefSeq and is a predicted model, not a curated record.
AUGUUGGUGCAAAACGCCGUCUGCUGCGCUGGUGGAGGUGCUGUUCCUGCCGGGGAUGUUUGCUGCGACGACAGCGCGGGCGGCAGCUGCGCGAUCGGCCUGACCUGCGGUUUCUGCGAUACCGACGGCGUUUGUUGUAGCGACGCUUCAUGUACCGUGUUGGCAGACACAGACGGAUCGUCCGUGACACUCGGCCCAGACGACUGCAAGGCCACAGCAGGAAACACACAGGCUUCUGUGGCAACAGUGGGGGCCAGCGGGUCGACAACUCCUGCGUCGACUCCCACGCCGACUCCGUCCGAGACUCCACCGCCGGUUCCAACCACGACUGAGACCCCACCGCCAAAGCCUUCCAGCACGAAAGCACCACCAAAUCCGACUACAUCGGCGGCCAUCACGGUGGUCGUGACAUCAACCUCUACGACGCCGGACCUAUUCACCAGCACCGAGGUGGUGCCACCCCCAGAAUCGACCACCGCGUCAGUCGCUCAAAGUGCUGGCGUGGGGAGAGGUGUCCAGGGCCAGGGACUUGUCGCGAGGACUACCGUCGCGCUAGUGACGGUGAGCUUGCUGCUGAUGCUCGCUUAA